Messenger RNA from Melanaphis sacchari, 501 nucleotides. Its product is annotated as zinc finger CCHC domain-containing protein 10-like. The coding region runs from base 1 to 501 and encodes 166 amino acids. Gene Ontology annotation, molecular function: zinc ion binding; nucleic acid binding. Lineage: Eukaryota; Metazoa; Arthropoda; Insecta; Hemiptera; Aphididae. The record is from RefSeq and is a predicted model, not a curated record. The transcript has 3 exons.
AUGGCACCACUUCAUAUAACAAAAAAAAAACCAGCCUAUGUACCUCCACAAGGUAUCCGCUGCCAAAAGUGUCUGGAAUUCGGUCAUUGGACUUACGAGUGCAAAGGAAAAAGAAAAUUUGCGGACCGCCCGACUCGUACGACGUUGCUUAAGAGGAAUUUGAACAAGGACAGGCCUGCCAGUCAAAUAUUAUGCAAGCCCGUAAAAGAAGAGAAAUCGAAGAAAAAACUAAGAGAUGCGAAACGGAAAAAGAAAAACGAAAAUUCUUGGAACUCGGAAAGCGAUAGCGACGGUUCUUCCAGCAGCGGCGAGAGUGACACCGAUAGUGACAGCAGUAGCACCAGCAGCGGUAGCAGCAGCAGCAGCGGCAGCAGCGGCAGCAGUAGCAGCAGCAACAGUAGUAGCAGCAGUAGUAGCAGCAGCAACAGCAGCAGCAGCAACAGCAGAAGCGGGGAUAGCAACAGCGGCCAAAAGAAAAGCAAAGCUGGAAAGAAAGAAUAA